Molecule: messenger RNA, 2508 nt
Organism: Schizophyllum commune H4-8
Lineage: Eukaryota; Fungi; Basidiomycota; Agaricomycetes; Agaricales; Schizophyllaceae
Exons: 14
Coding region: 1-2508 (835 amino acids)
Source: RefSeq, a predicted model, not a curated record
AUGCCUCCGUCUCUCGAUUUCACCUCGGAGCCCCAGGGCAUGGAGCCGCACAUGAAGCUGGCAGGGCUUGCGGUACAGUCGCUCAUGAUGGGAAUCUUUUCCGCCCUCGUCUUCGCGAUGGUCUGCCUCCUCUGCCGUCACGCCACCCCGCAGGACCCAAGCAACCUCCAACAACCUCCAGACCGGCGGCGCCUCCUCGCUAGCUUCAUUAUCCUCGCCCUCAUGGUCACAGGCCAUUGGAUCUGCCUCGUCAUCCGCGCCUUCCAGGGCUUCGUGUGGCGGACCAACGGCGAGCAUCCGGCUAUCUAUUUCGCGGAAGUAAACGAUCCAGCUGGUUCAGCAAGGUUCGCCUUCCAUGGGGCGACAAUCGUUGUCGCGGACCUCUUUGUUAUUGGCCGCCUCUACGUUAUAUGCGACUACUGCAAGUCAGUGGUCGUCGCCCCGCUCCUAUGUCUGGCUGGGCUAGUCGUACAACGCCCUGAUUCCCAGCACGCUUGUCUAUCUUCAUCGCUGGAGGCUCGCGCGCUCGAUUUUUACUAUUCUGACCAAUGUCUAUUGUACGGCUAUGAUCGCUUGGCGCAUCAGACGGUACCAUCGGGGCACCGGCUGCAAGAUCAGUACGCCUAUAAUCGCUUCACUAACGCACACUUCUCCCUCCGUAUCAUAUACGCCUUCGCCCAGUCCGUUGUCAUCGUCAUAACUGAGAGCGCGGUGCUCUACACCUCCGCCGUGCUCAUCGCCCAGGUCGCCUACGAAAUCGACCAUAUUGCAAGCUACUUCUUGGUCGACAGUAUCCCGACCAUUGCUGCGCUCACCGCCGUCCUGGUCCACGCCCGCGCCGUGCUCACAAAGGCUCGCGAUGUCUAUAGCGGAUGCGAGUGGAGAAGUCAUGGUCUGGAGAGCGAGAUGAUGGAGGACCGUCACCGUGCCGCAAGGUUUGAUGGACUUGCCAUUGUCUGUAAACAGACGUCGCCGCGUGUCUGUCGUAUCUGGCACGAGCUCGCCACCAAUAUUUGUGGCAAGAAAGCUAUUUGCUGCACGUUCUACGCCUCCUUCCCCGCGAUGCAUGGCAUUUUGUCGAGGCGACACUGCAACAAGGACGACAAGAACGACGACUACCACGCGCCAGAUUAUGCGUGUCUGGAUCUCAAAGUUCAUUCCCAUAAUCCGUCGGAGCUUUGCGAACCUGUUUUCCGAAGCUCGGACACAGUGUCGCGUCUUGCUCGUGAGGGACAUGACCACGCCGGCACCUCAUGCGGGCCGACCAUGAUGGCCGGCAACGUAUGUCGCCAACUACAGGAGACGCUCGUGCCAUCGAAAUUUACGCUCUUCCCUGCGCUUGAUGAGCUCUGUAUCGACUCAAGCAUGGCGUACCAGUGGGGGAUCUGGGAAGCAGCAUCUGCGAUGAUGGAUUCACUUCGGCUGCUCCGCAUAAACACCGUAUCCCCUGCGACGCUAGUUACCUUCGCCAACUUGCAGGACGCCACUAUUUGCCACGCGGAUGAAGCGGUGUGGGACAUCCUCUCGACGCUUCCGCACCUCACGAAUCUGAUCACGACAAUCGACCACCCAUUCUCAUCUGACCAGCCUGCGGAAAGAGCUGCCCUUUUCCCCAAGCUCACGAGACUCAGCGUAUCUUUUAAAGGCGGCUACAACGUGCGCGCGCUCAGGGCUGUCUUGAGUAGUGCCUGCACAAGAUUAUCCUCGCUCAGGAUCUAUAUUUUUGAGCCUCCCGACCUCUUCAACGAGCAUGGCAUCGCUCUCCCAUCCUACGUCUGCUCGUUAUGCUCCCACCACUUGGAUAAGCACAUCCUCAGAAGCCUCGACGUCGCAUUCUCGGAAUCCUGCACCGGAUCUGAUCUUCGGAGCAUGUCCUUUGAUAGCACUAUUGUCCCGCUUCUCAAGUUCAAUGCCCUGGGGAAACUUUGUCUCGCCCUCGAUUCAGCACACCUUCGAAUUGAGUCCGACCGACUCGCUCGCAUCAUGGAAGACUUGCCUAAACUGGAUUACCUCUCGCUGGAAGGAUGCUACAUCCCAGUGCAGGGCUUGCAGGUCUUGGCGAAGCUUCCCUCUCCGCCUCAAGACAUCAGAGUAUUGGUGACGGACGUGGACGACAUACCAGGAGAAGAGACUUGGAAUACCCUCCCGAGUUCAGCAGCCGAACUUGCCUGCUUGGAGCUGAACAUGCGGGAAGACGAUCGCGAACGUCAGCGGAUGGAUAGAUGCGUCGCAUACGCUCGUGUUUUAUUUCCCAAGGCGCAGAGGAUACACGACUACAGAUGUAGUCCAAUAUAUGGCUACGGACCUUUGGACAAACCGUACGCCACCUACUCCGCCAAUGGAUGGCAGAUCUGUCUUAAUCAGACGACUUCGCGAGCUACCUUAGUAGCUCGAAGAACUGAGACCGCAUCCGCGUUGCGAGGCGUAAAGACGCACUUGAAGUGCUUCGGAUCUUUGCGAUGCAAUACGAUGCCAGAUGUUAGCGCGGAAUCUAUUGGGAGACAUUGA